Labrus bergylta (ballan wrasse) is the source of this 5279-nucleotide messenger RNA. RefSeq names its product brevican core protein. Gene Ontology annotation, biological process: central nervous system development; glial cell differentiation; positive regulation of neuroblast proliferation. Gene Ontology annotation, molecular function: hyaluronic acid binding. The record is from RefSeq and is a predicted model, not a curated record. Gene Ontology annotation, cellular component: perineuronal net; synapse. Lineage: Eukaryota; Metazoa; Chordata; Actinopteri; Labriformes; Labridae.
UUUGGGAGUGUGUCGGACAGCAGUCUCCAGCUCCUUCAUACCUGCGCACAGCAUCCAGGGCUGCUUUCCCCCUCUGACAGGACAAGACGCACUGCAGCAUCCAGAGAGCAGCUGACGGAAAAAUACUUUUUACUGCCAAGAAGUCAAAGCAACCAGCAUCAGCUGAAAGAUGCUGCUCACAGGAACCCGACAAGUCCAAAUACUUCCAUUUCUCAUAGCAGUCUGUCGCCUCACUCUGGCCUUCCCCACCCAAACUCCAUCUGCAUUUGACGAUGUGCAGCAGCUCCAGGUGACAAUUCCCCACUCAGGUCUGAUCUCCGCCCCACUGGGCAGCUCCAUCUCCAUCCCCUGCCUGGUGUCCCUGUCCUCCACUCCCACCACCUCCUCCUCAUCUUCUUCCCCCGUUGCACCACGGGUAAAGUGGACGGUGGUGUCCGGCGGGGUGGAGACGCAGAUCCUGGUGGCGCGGGGUCAAAGGAUAAAAGUCAACGAGGCGUACAGAGACCGCGCUGCCUGGCUUAACUACACCUCCUCCCCCGAUGAUCUGUCUCUGUGGCUGGGAGAUUUACGCUCCAGCGACACGGGUCACUAUCGCUGCGAGGUGCAGCAGGGCCUCGAGGAUGCCAGCGACCUCGUACAACUUAAGGUCAAAGGUGUUGUUUUCCACUAUAGAGACGCUCUGGGACGCUAUGCAUUCUCCUUUCAUCAAGCCCAGAUGGCUUGUGAGGCCAUCGGGGCUCAAAUCGCCACUCCUGACCAGCUGCUGGCGGCCUACUAUGACGGCUACGAGCAGUGUGACGCAGGCUGGCUGGCAGACCAGUCCGUCAGGUACCCAAUCCAAGUUCCGCGUGAGGGUUGUUAUGGAGACAUGGACGGCCAACCAGGAGUGAGGAACUAUGGGACAAUGGAUCCAGAUGAUUUAUAUGAUGUUUACUGUUAUGUGGAAGAACUUGACGGGGAGGUGUUUCAUGACCCCAUCCCACAACAGUUGUCGUUUGCUGAAGCACAGUCUUACUGCAGAGCAGCAGGUGCACAGCUGGCUACAACUGCACAGCUGUACUCUGCUUGGAGUGAAGGUCUGGAUUACUGCAGCCCCGGCUGGCUGUCAGACGGCAGCGUGCGCUACCCCAUAAUGACCCCUAGAGAGCGCUGUGGAGGGCCAUUAGCAGGCGUCAAAACCCUGUAUCGCUUUAUCAACCAAACUGGCUUCCCAGAGCCCUCCAGCCUUCAUGACGUUUAUUGUUUCAGAGAGAGCACAAAUGAUCAUACCGACUCUCCCCGGGACUAUGUGGCCACAGAGCCAGAAGACAUCGGCCAAGAUGUUGUUAUAUUAAUGGAAACAGAUCAAGAGCUCAAACUGAACAACAAUGGUGAACAGGUGGAACUUAAAGCACAAGGGGUGCUUGAAUCUUCUCCCCUUUUCUCCAGCGCUUCCCCAGAGGACAACCUUAUCCACACACAACCAACAGAACUAUCAGACACAACAGAGCCUCCCUUUAACAACACACCUACAAUGGACCUCCUUCCGGGAUUUAAUGAAACUGUUUUUCCUACUGAAAUGAGCCAUGACUCCCAGCGUUCUACCGAACCGAUGAACAUCACUAUCAGCACAACAGAAACCUAUGAUUCAGCACAAAACGCAUCAUUACUACCUAGUGUUUUCAAUGAGACUGAUUCUCAAAACAAGUUCAAUUUGACCUUUAACCAACCUGAGCCAGAAAGCACCACAGGGUUUCCUGUACUAUCAUUUGAACAAAACCAGACGGUCUCAGGCGAGGCUUCUGAAGAGAGCACAACACCAUCGGAGAGACAACUAGAUUCCCAGGAAAUACGCGAUGCCUUCAGGAAUUUUGACAAAACGCAUGCCAAUUACAGCGACACUGACAGCAACCGUACUGACGAGGAGGAGAGUCUCUGGGAGGUGACUCUAAUGACCCUUGAGCCCAUGGUUCAGGUGGAGCUGCAGGAGGCAGCAGUAGAAGAUGCUGUACAGGUAUCUGACUCAACUCAGGCUUCAAGAGGAGAAGAAGAAGUUGUUACACAACGAGCACAAACAACACGAUCUUCCAUGCAGGACUUCCCUUCAUUGUGGGUGAAUCUGGAUGGGUCAGGAGAUUUUUCUCAAGAGAGUGACGUUGACGUCGAAGCAGCGUUAAGUCCCACAUCCACUUCUGGCUCAACAGCUAAUUUGACAAGUUCUGUAUCUUCUAGCGGUGCUUCUGCAGAGCCUCACACAACACUGUCUGAUCCAACAGUCUCACCUGGGUCACAUCAUUCAGACAACAUGGGCCUCUCCACAGCAUCACAGCUCUGGGAGUCUUCUAUUUUUAGGCAGGAAGGAAGUACAAGCUUAGAAAUCGAAGAUGCAGCCACUAUGGAAAGUGAAGAAAAACUGCACCCAACUAAGUCUGAGGACGGCCUCCUCUCUGGAGUAAUUUUAGCAACUAUUGAGACCCCAGAGAGCUCAAACACAUCUCAGUUGCCCACUGAACAACCCACAGCGCUGUAUCAGACGUCAGGUUACAGAGUGUUUUUGGAUAUGACCAACAGGUAUGAAGAGGCAAGUGGAAAUGAACCUGGUAUAAUCACUUCAAUCCUUGGAGAAGACAUCAGAAUUUCUCCAAUGAAAGAAGAGGAUGUAACAGUUAGUCCAAAUCUCGAAGAAGAAGAAACAAAGGUUGAUGCAACUCUUGAAGAGAAAGCGCAAGUCUUCUCUCUACAAGACAAAGAAGGGAACGUUACCCAAAUCGUGGAAGAAGCUAACAUCACCCUAACACUUGAGGAGGAAAGUAGCAUUGCCCCGACACUUGAGGGAAAAGUUGAAGUGUCCCCAUCCCUUGCCCCUGAAGAAGAAGCUAGCAUUACCCCAACCCCUGAAGAAGAAGGUGAAUUGUCCCUAACCCUUGCCCCUGAAGAAGAAGCUAGCAUUACCCCAACCCCUGAAGAAGCUAGCAUUACCCCUGAAGAAGAAGGUGAAUUGUCCCUAACCCUUGCCCCUGAAGAAGAAGCUAGCAUUACCCCAACCCCUGAAGAAGAAGCUAGCAUUACCCCUGAAGAAGAAGGUGAAUUGUCCCUAACCCUUGCCCCUGAAGGAGAAGCUAACAUUGUCCCAACCCCUGAAGAAGAAGUUAUGGUUGCCAAAAACUUUGGUGAGGAAGCUAACAUUCCUCCCGCUCUUGAAGAAGAAGCCAAUGUUACACAAACAUUUGAUGAAGAAGGUCAUGGUACCACAAGUCCUGAAGAGGAAUCUAACUUUUCCAAACCAAAUGAAGGCGAAGCUAACAGUGCCCAAACUGAAGAGGGAACUAACAUUGUCCCAACUCUUGAAGAAGAAGAAGCUAGCAUCGCCCCUACAUUUGAAGAGGACUUUACUGUUUUUCCUCUCGAAUCACAAACAUCAAACUGGGCUCUGUUGACCACCACUACUGGACCCCAAGAGUCCAUGAACGAUCUAGAGUACAGCAGAAAAUCCCCGACCCUUACCUCCACAACAUCUCUGAGUUCCUCCUCGAGUACAAAACCCACUUCUGCUAGCACAAAGAAAAAUCCUUCCACGAUUAAGACCACGACACCCUGGUCCAGCCGCUCCUGGAGCCCGACCACCUCAAGACAGAAGGUUACCCACAAGACGCCUGAGCCCCCAGUGGUGACAGCCUUCAUGCCACCAGUGGAUCAAGGUCUGGUGGAUGUUGAGUUUAGUCUCACCCAGCCACCCACCCUGCUUAUAUUGCCCAAUGAGAGGGCAGCUGUAGGCGGCACAGGGAAAGCUUCAGACGCCUGCGUGGGAGAGCCCUGUCUCAAUGGAGGAACCUGCACUGAGCGAGGUGGGCAGAUUCAGUGUCUCUGUUUGCCAACAUACGGAGGAGACUUCUGUCAGACUGACGAGGAGCAGUGUGAACCAGCCUGGGAUAAGUUCCACGGUUUCUGUUACCGACACUUCAGCCAGCGUCUGAGCUGGGAGGUGGCGGAGCAGCACUGUCGCAUGCUGGGAGCUCACCUGGUGUCCAUCAUGACCCCUGAGGAGCAGAGUUUCAUAAACAGCAACUACAAAGAAUACCAGUGGACGGGUUUAAAUGAUAAAACUAUUGAGGAUGAUUUCCGCUGGUCUGAUGGGAACCCACUGCUGUAUGAGAACUGGUACAAAGGGCAGCCAGACAGUUACUUUCUAUCUGGUGAGGACUGCGUGGUGAUGGUGUGGCACGAUGACGGACGCUGGAGUGACGUUCCCUGCAACUAUCACCUUGCAUACACUUGCAAGAAAAGCACCUCCUCAUGUGGUUCACCACCAAAGGUUCAAAACGCCUCCAUAUUUGGAAAACUUCGACAAAGAUAUGAGACCAAUGCAGUUGUGCGUUAUCACUGCGCUCAGGGUUUCCAGCAGAGACUGAACCCUGUGGUCAGGUGUCUGUCUGCAGGCAGGUGGGAGAGGCCCCAGAUCCUCUGCAUCCCCGAGGCCAGGGGUCCAACACAGCACCCCGAGGUGACAUCUCAGCCCAGCAGAGACUUUGCUGCCAUUGAUGAUGAGCAGCGUGAAGCUGUUAAAGAGGCACCACAGUACUGGGACAUCAGGUUCUAAAAUCACAGCCAUGUUUUCCUUGUCUUCAUUUCUUAAACUCUGCUGUUGUAACUUGACAUGGUGUCAAGAAUUUAGGCUUUUACCAAUGAACAAACAGGACAACAUGAACCACAGAUAGAGAGACACAAACUGAAGAAGCCUCAGUGCACAGACAGGCUUUGUUUUCUUUUGUGGAAGUUUAAAGCUUCUUCGUUUUAAUGUCCUUUAGAAUAUUUCCCACUGUGUUUUGGUCUUGGGACUGUACGAGUUUGAUGUAGUGUCUAUCAGCCUUAAAAAAAAAAGUUUUAAGUGAGUCCUUUUCAUGAGAAGAAAUACUGUAACGUCUGAUUCUCCUUACUGAGUCUGAUCCUCAUCUAGGUACCUGUUCUUUUAGAUCAAGAACCUUCUUAAAAUGGUGCUAAAGUUUUCAACAUCUUUUCUACCCAGCAAAGAUUUGUAAUCUUUUUUUUUGUGAUUGAGGUGUAGACAAAAGUCCCCGUUGUUUUAAAUCUAAGACUCUAAGGACUCCAAAGCACAAUUUCAACAUGAACAUACAAUAAUUACUGUACAUAUAUAUUUGCUUUUACACCUCUGAUAGCUGUCCGCAUAUUCGUAGGAGAAACCUUUUAUUUCCAGCAGACACAGUUUUGUUCGUCAGCUUUAUGUUGUAAUAAAGUUUUGUAGAACAGAGCGAAGAAUAAAUUGUUCUCUUAUUUUACCCCAA